CGAGCUGUAGCUCUGCGGAGCGGGGGAAUGGGAACAGUGUGACACACCACCAAACAGUAGCCGUAACAAUGUGAAAAGAAGCGUUCUUUGACAGCGGUGUGAGGAAGUCAACCAAGAUGGUCGCCCGCCGUGUUCCACUAGUCUUGCUAGCCUGCGGCUCCUUUAAUCCCAUCACCAACCAGCACAUGAGGCUGUUUGAGCUGGCCAGAGACCACAUGCACAGCACAGGCCAGUACCAGGUGGUGGGUGGCAUCGUGUCUCCAGUGAGUGACGGCUAUGGAAAGCAAGGCCUGGUACUGGCUAAGCACCGAAUUGCAAUGGCAAAGCUGGCGCUCCAGAGCUCCAACUGGGUCACGGUUGAUGAAUGGGAGAGCCAGCAGCCAGACUGGACGGAGACUGUGGUCACCAUGAGGUAUCAUUAUGGGCGGAUUCUGAAGGAGUACGAACAAAGCACAGGGACGCACAAUGAAUCCAGUGGAAACACCCCUCCCCUGUCAAGCCCCCGUCCCCAGUUGAAGCUCCUGUGUGGAGCUGAUUUCCUCAACACUUUCAAGAUCCCUGGCAUGUGGCUGGACGACCACGUGGAGGAGGUGGCCGGACGUUUUGGCCUUGUCUGCAUCAGUCGAGGGGAGCUUCAGCCCGAGCGAGCCGUGAAUGAAUCGGACAUGCUCUCACACCACCUGCAAAACAUUUUCUUCGUAAAGGAAUGGGUGAGGAAUGAGACAAGCGCCACCGAGGUGCGUCGGGCUCUGAGACGGAAUCACAGUGUGAAAUAUCUGAUCCCAGACUCUGUGAUAGAAUAUAUUCACCAGCACAACCUCUACACAGAGGACAGCGAGAGGAAAAAUGAGGGCACAGUGCUGAGGCCGCUCACCAAACAGGCACAACAGCCAGUGAAGAGUCUUGAUGACUAUGUAAACGUUGCCAUCAGGAAAAUUGCCACCCUGCUGAAGCCUGACAAGGACAUCACCCACGAUGGGGACCACAUAAUCAUCAAAACCCUCAGCACCUUCAAAAACUACAACAUGGACUUCCAUGUGGGUAAAGAGUUUGAGGAGGAUCUGUCUGGAGUGGACGACAGGAAGUGCAUGACCACCAUCACCUGGGAGGGAGACAAGCUGGUGUGCGUGCAGAAGGGAGAGAUUGAAGGAAGAGGCUGGACCCACUGGGUGGAUGGUGAUGAGCUUCAUCUGGAGCUGAGAGCUGCGGGAGUUGUUAGCAAGAGGACGCCCUGCACCUUCCCCCUCUAUACACUGUCUAAAGUCUACACACCAGCUGCCAACAUGCCUGCAGACUUCAGUGGGAAGUGGAUACUGGAAACCAAUGAUAAAUUUGAGGAGUAUUUGAAAGUGUUGGAUAUUGACUUUGCCACAAGGAAAAUUGCCAUCUCGCUGUCUCAGACCAAAGUGGUAUCCCAAAAUGGAGACAAGUUUGAAUUCAAAACGCUGAGCACCUUCAGGAAUUAUGAGCUCUCCUUCACUGUAGGGGUUGAGUUUGAUGAGUACACCAAAGGACUCGACAGCAGAAACAUCAAGUGUCUGGUGACCUGGGAGGGGGACAAGCUGGUGUGCACUCAGAAAGGAGAGAAGGCAAACCGUGGCUGGAAACACUGGAUCGAAGGAGGCAAACUCUACCUGGAGCUGACAUGUGAAGAUGUAGUUUGUGUUCAGGUGUUCAAGAGGAAAGAAUAAAAGGCAAAUAUCUGUUUUAGGUUUUCAUUCCCUCAGUAAAGUAUUUGUUUGCUCCUUAAUAACAUGUUUUCCUACAUAUGAACAAAACAAAUAAAGGUGCUUUUCAGACAUA
This is a messenger RNA of Epinephelus moara (kelp grouper), 1803 nucleotides long. RefSeq lists its product as uncharacterized. Gene Ontology annotation, molecular function: lipid binding; nicotinate-nucleotide adenylyltransferase activity; nicotinamide-nucleotide adenylyltransferase activity. The coding region runs from base 117 to 1691 and encodes 524 amino acids. The record is from RefSeq and is a predicted model, not a curated record. Gene Ontology annotation, cellular component: mitochondrion. NCBI's taxonomy places the organism in Eukaryota, Metazoa, Chordata, Actinopteri, Perciformes, Serranidae. The transcript has 12 exons. Gene Ontology annotation, biological process: NAD+ biosynthetic process.